Molecule: messenger RNA, 1982 nt
Organism: Nothobranchius furzeri (turquoise killifish)
Lineage: Eukaryota; Metazoa; Chordata; Actinopteri; Cyprinodontiformes; Nothobranchiidae
Product: kelch repeat and BTB domain-containing protein 13
Molecular function (GO): protein binding
Source: RefSeq, a predicted model, not a curated record
GGCCACAUCACAGCUCUCAGCCAACAUUUUUCUCUUUCGUGCCUCACAGUCGCAAGUGGUGCAGUGGCUAUCUAUAGUCCGACACUAUUUUCAGCCCACGAAGACAGAUGAACUCAAGCAAAGCUUUAAUGCUGUGAAGUCUCGGGGACAUUGGCUCAUCUACUUUCAGUUCACACACAAAAUAAUUACUUGAAGAUGGCUUCAGAAAGAAAAUAGAUCCCGGUUUAAAAGAUCAUGGAAGCGCCUGAAGGGCUGGGAAUCAGCCAGGAUAUUAAUGACGAGAAUGUGACCCUUGGUCGGGAGGAAAGAGAGGAGGGCUGGCUGAGAGUGAAAGUAGAGGAGAGCUGGUUCACUGUAGAGCGGAGGUUUCUCAGAAGGCACAGCGACUAUUUCCGGGCUCUUUUUCACUCUGGGAUGAAAGAAAGCAAACAGGAAGAGAUCCACCUGAAAGAUGGAGUGCAUGCAAGAGGUUUCCUCAUUGCUCUUGCUGUCUGCAGGGAAGAGAAUCCCCCCAUCAGCGAACCUGACGAGCUGGUCGACGCUGUGGAGUGUGCUGCUUUUCUGCAGAUUGCACAAUUGGUUCAGCAUCUGUGUGACAUCAUAGACUCGGACAACUGCCUCCUGCUUUACCACGCUGCUGCCAUCUUUGGACUGCGUCGUGUGUUCCACAGUGCUGCUCUCUUUCUUUGUGAUGCCUUUAAUGACCUCAAGCAAGAAGCAGAAAGCAGUAUAUCUGAAGAGCUGCUAUGUUAUGCUCAAACAUUGUCUCCUGCUUCUUAUGUUGCAAUAGGAACCCAUACUCCUUCAGUGGAGAUGCUGAAUGACUCUUUCAGGGUUGUCUGCUUCCUUGAUGAAAAACAAGGGGAGUGGAAGCAUCUGACAAACUUGCCAACUCUUUGUAGUACCUCCAUGGCUGGGGUAGCAGUGCUAGACAAUCGACUGUACAUUGUCGGGGGAAUUUAUGGUUAUGGUAAGGACACAGUGGACAGUAGCUUCUGCUACAACCCAGAAUCAGGGGUUUGGUCUGCUUUUGCAGGUCCCCAGCAACCAAGGUGUGACUUCACCCUGAUCGGACAUGAGGGGCAACUCUAUGCCAUUGGUGGGGAAGUGCAAAAAAGAAUCAUUUCCACAGCAGAGAGGUACGACAUUGCAAAGGGAGAGUGGACAUUUAUUCAACGUGCGCCAAGACCUCUAACAUCUGCAGCCUGUGCAGUCGCACGUCGGCGAGUGUUUGUGUGCUUCUGGAAACCUCCCAACACCACAGACAUCUAUGAGUACAUACCACUAAAGGACGAGUGGAAGCUUACUACCACGAUGAUCAGACCUCAAAGUUACAGCCAUUGUAUGGUGGCUCACAGGGACAAUUUGUAUGUGAUGCGCAAUGGGCCUUGUGAUGAUUUCCUGCGCUGCCUGAUGGACUGCUAUAAUAUCACCACAGGCCAGUGGACAGCCAUGCCCGGUCACUACAUCAACAGCAAGGGGGCACUGUUCACUGCCAAGAUAAGGGGGGACUCCGCAUUCACAGUUAAACACAUGCUUACGCUGGAAUACACCAUAGCUGCCAAUGUCUGGAAGCCUCGCAGGCAGAUGAAGGGAUUUCCAAAGAGUGGCUCACUGUGGACAUGCUUACUCAGGCUUCCCAAAAGUGGACCGGUUACACCAAAACUGGAUGCAGAGCAAGAAAUACCUCUGUCAGGUGCAUCAGAGGGAUUUGUAGACACUACACAGCACUUGUGAACUAGUGAGUCAAUAAAGAAUCCAACAGAUCAAUAAUACAGGUCUAAGAGUAAAAACAAUCUAGAGGCUGCACAAAAUAAAUGCUCCUUUUUCAAAUACUCCAUCUCUCUCAUGCACAUGCAUGUACACACACAUACAUAGAGACAAGUACUGACACAAAAGAUUUGUGCUGAUUAACAACAGCUGCUACUGUAGUUCUUAAACUGGAGGAGUCUGAUUGGUAUGUGUGUGUGUGUGUGUGUGUG